Molecule: messenger RNA, 1142 nt
Organism: Tarenaya hassleriana
Lineage: Eukaryota; Viridiplantae; Streptophyta; Magnoliopsida; Brassicales; Cleomaceae
Product: peroxygenase
Exons: 6
Coding region: 1-723 (240 amino acids)
Molecular function (GO): monooxygenase activity; calcium ion binding
Source: RefSeq, a predicted model, not a curated record
AUGGCGACGGAAGUAGGAGCCGAGUCAAUGGCCACGGCGGCGGAGAAGGCUCCGGUCACGGCGGAGAGGAAGGUCCGGACUAAUCUCGAGGAUCGUCUCCCCAAGCCAUAUGUUCCUCGAGCUAUGGUGGCUCCAGACACGGAAAACGUGAACGGGACAUGGGGUCACAAGCACCAGAACAUGUCUGUUCUUCAGCAGCACGCUGCCUUCUUCGACCAAGAUGGCGACGGUAUCAUCUACCCCUCGGAGACCUUCAAAGGAUUCCGUGCACUCGGUUUCAACAUGAUCUCCAGUUUCUUUCUCACGAUGAUCAUACACAUUGCUUUGAGCUACAAUACACUGCCUACUUGGGUACCAUCGCUUUCCUUCCCGAUUUACGUAGAAAACAUCCAUAGAGCCAAACACGGGAGCGACACCGGAACAUAUGACACGGAGGGAAGAUACAUUCCGGUGAAUCUGGAGAAUAUGUUCAGUAAAUACGCGCGCACAGUGCCUGAGAAGCUGACACUCGGGGAGAUAUGGAGUAUGACAGAGGCCAACCGCAAUGCCUUCGACUUCUUCGGCUGGGGAGCGAGUAAAAUGGAGUGGGGAGUGCUCUACUGGCUGGCGAAAGACGAGAACGGUCACUUAUCCAAGGAGGCUGUGAGGAGAUGCUUCGACGGGAGCUUGUUUGAGUACUGUGCCUCCGCCUCCGCCAGAGGCUCUUCCCAAAAGACGGAGUGAUGUGAGAUCAAACUCCCAUUUCUACCUUGGAGUCUUGGACACAUGCGCUCUUGAUUGAUGCCAUUAUGACACUCAUCCACUCUGUGAGAGAAAUGCAAAAACCACAUCUCCUUCAUUCGAUUUUCAGAUAUUGUUUUCCAUAGUUUUGCUUUUUUCCGUCAAAAUAUCUGGAUUCGUAUUUCUUAUAUCAGGACCCAAAUACGUCUUCUACAGCUAAAUUCCUGUACAUUAAAUUAAAACUGGGCAUAGUAGAAAAGGAUAAAACUCGAUUACAUGCCCAAUGAAAACUUCGCCCAACAUAAUUUUCUGAUAUUAAAGAGACGAAACAAAGAUCCAAGUUUCAGAACAAAAUUUUGAACCAGUUGCAGUAAGAAAUGGAAUCCCGACAACAGAAAUAAGAAAUUGUCCAAAAAAAAAAA